AUGAUUCGCCUAUUUCUCCUGCUCCCAUUGGUUCUCGCACAGUACACACGGACGAUCCAAGUAGGAUUGAUGUUCUCGAAGGACGUCUCGACCACCAUGCGGUCCAUCGGCUACCGUACUUCCGCUUCUGCCGUUUUGGUGGCCAGGGAUCGAAUACGAUCGGAACAUUUGUUGGACAGCUACGAUUUCAAGUGAGUAAAUCGGCGCAAAAGUGGAGAGUCUGAUGAAUUACAGCUUCACCGUCAAAUUCGACGAGUGCUCCGAGAGCCAGGCAGCCGGAAAAGCCGUCGAGCUCAUCACCACCGACAACGUUGAUGUGAUCGUCGGUCCGACAUGCAACCGAGCGGGCGUGGCAGUCGCUGGAUUGGCAGCAUUCUACAACAUUCCAGUAUUCCAAUGGGGUCUCACCACGACUGCCGACAUCGGAAACUUCACAAGAUACCCGACUACGGUCACGCUUUCGUUGGAUACUCACAGGUGAUUUUCAUCCUCCAACGCAUCAAUCAAUAAAACUGUCUUUUUCUAAGCAUGGCACUCGCAGUGAGACAAGUUCUGCAAACGUUCGAUUGGGAGGAAUUCGUGUUCAUUUACUCAAAUGAUGGAGACGAAGAAAAGUGUGCGGCCAUGAAAGACGAUAUGGAAGUGAGUGAAUAUGAGUACAGUAGAGUAAAGUGUUUGCAUGUGCUUGCAGAAAAUGUCAGUGGAGAACGCUGACAUCACCUUGGCCUACAUGUACCAAAUUCAAACUGUCACGCUGGAUUCGUUGAACAAAGCACUGAAGGAGAUUGCGAAGAGGGGAAGAAGUACGGUAGUUUGGCAUCUGAAUUCCAUCACUCACAGCUUCUGUUUUCCAGUUGUGGUCACGUGUUUCGCCGGCGGAAAAGGCUUCAAAAAGGCAUUCGUGGCUUCUACGCUGCUCGCCGGAAUGGCAACAAAUGAAUACGUUUACAUAUUUGCCGAUCCGCAGUCCCGAGGCUUUUGUGGGUGAUCUUCUGUGGCUCUGGAGUUUAGGAGUACAGAUUCAGAUGUGGAUGAGACUGAAGGAGGUAUGCAUUACUCUUGGGAGGACACCGAUGGCUCUUUGGUGACUGGUCUGAGUAGUGAGGAUAUUCGAGCUGCCUAUGGAAGGAUACUCUACAUUUGUGAUGUACGGACUUAAAGAGUUUCAAAGAAUAUUGACAAGUUUUCAGAAUAUGGGCGAACCUGCGACCCCCACAGAACAGUUCUCAAACUUCACAAGUCAAGUGAUCAGACGAAUGUCCGAGCAGCCAUUCAAUUGUGUUCAGGAUUGCGCCAACUCAACUUACAAAGUGGUUAGACAAAUUACGAUUAUCCAUCUACCGUACCACUUCCAGGCCGCCACGUACAGUGGUCAACUUUUCGACGCGUUCUAUUCAUACGCCGUCGCUCUGAACACGUCGAUGGCAAUGGAUCCGACGACGACGAACCUGAAGAAUGGCUCUUUGAUUUUGAGUAACAUUGCGAUGACGUUCACAGGCGUGGGCGGGGGCUCUGUGACAUUGGAUGACACCGGCAGUAGGGUUGUUCAAGUCUACAUGUAUGCCAUGAACACUUCAAUGUUACCGUACCUCGCAGCCGCGCUUCUCGUCAAUGGCACGAAUGUUGUGAGUGAUCUUUCUGGCAAGACGCCUUUACUUGCUCUCCUUUCCAGACAUACACACCCUACUACACAAACGAAUCAGUUCUCUGGAAAGGCGGUUCGAAGCCGCUAUCUAAGCCGGUCUGCGGAUUCACAGGCCUCGAAUGCCCGCCUGACUUUGUCAAGGACUAUCUCGUGUACGUUAUCAUCGCAGCUAUUGUAGUGACUGCGGCAAUGUUUGCUGGAUGUGCGGGACUUUUAUAUACUGUUCAGUGAGUUCGGAAUGUUGAAGUAGCACUUCUAUUUAAGAGUUCUGGAUUUCAGUAUGAAAAAGAAAGAGAUGGAGCGUCAAGAUCUGCUCUGGCAAGUUGCGUUCAUCGAACUCCAACAAGUGCAGUCCAAGUCGAAGGCCGAAGCGAGUUUGCAUUCGUUCGCCAGCGGACCGUCCACCUCGACCAAACUGACUAUUGAGAGUCGCUCCGAAACCACCAACUUCAUAUUCUACUAUCACCAGCAGGACAUCGUCGCCGCUAUGAAACACGACGUCAUUUUGUUCUUCGAUCAGGAACAAAAGGCCGAGUUCAGACAGAUGAGAAACUUCGACAACGACAACUUGAACAAGUUCAUCGGUCUCUGUCUGGACGGUCCUCAGCUCUUGUCCCUUUGGCGCUUCUGCUCACGUGGCUCCCUUGCCGACGUCAUCAGCAAGAGCUCCAUGCAGAUGGACAGCUUCUUCAUGUUCUCUCUGAUUCGGGACAUCUCCAACGGCCUCGCCUUCAUUCAUAACUCUUUCCUCAAGCACCACGGACAUCUAACUUCCCGUUGCUGUCUGAUUGACGACCGAUGGCAGAUCAAAAUAUCCGGUUAUGGGCUGAAAUCGGUUAGAACUUUCGACAAUCCUAAGAAGGACGAUCUUCUGUGGACCUCGCCGGAGCACUUGAGAAGUGAGAGCAGGGAACGGAGCCCGGAAGGAGACAUCUACAGUUUUGGAAUCAUUUGCGCUGAAAUUCUCACUAGAAGUUCGGCGUUUGAUUUGGAAAACCGAAAGGAGAAGCCAGACGUCAUCAUUUAUCAGGUGAAGAAAGGAGGUCACAAUCCGAUGAGACCAUCUCUGGAAACCGGCGAAACUGUGGAGAUCAACCCGGCACUGGUAAACUCUUCUCGUCUUUCAAUCGUUAGUCUAUUUCCUUCUUUGAGCUGCAUCUUGUGAGGGACAUGUGGACAGAGCGGCCAUCAGAACGACCGACGAUCGAGCAAGUUAGAAAUCACUUGAACGGAAUGAGGGACGGAAGAAAGGCGAAUCUGAUGGACCACGUCUUCAACAUGCUGGAGACGUACGCGUCGACACUGGAGGAAGAGGUGUCGGACCGAACGAAAGAGCUUGUGGAAGAGAAGAAGAAGUCAGACGUGCUGUUGUACAGAAUGUUGCCAAAGUGAGUUUAAGUUGAAUCGAGAACAGGCUGGAUAGUUCGAUUUUCAGAAUGGUAGCUGAGAAACUGAAGUUGGGACAAGCCGUGGAGCCGGAGACUUUCGAGCAAGUCACAAUAUUCUUCUCCGACGUCGUCCAGUUCACCACUCUGGCAAGCAAGUGCACUCCUCUGCAAGUGGUCACUCUUCUCAACGAUCUCUACACUGUAUUCGAUAGCAUCAUUGAGCAGAAUGAUGUGUACAAGGUCUCGAGAAUCCGGUUCGAAUCGGACAAACUAUGAAUGUUUCAGGUGGAAACGAUUGGCGAUGGAUAUCUUUGUGUCUCUGGGCUGCCGCAUCGAAACGGAAAUGAGCACAUCCGACACAUUGCCCGAAUGGCUCUCGGCUUCCUUUCCAGUCUGCAGUACUUUAGAGUCCAACAUCUUCCAGCGGAACGGAUCAAUUUGAGAAUCGGUAUCAACUGCGGUGAGAGCCCAGUGUCUAGCUCGUUUUGAUUUUAUUCAUUUCAGGAUCGGUGGUGGCUGGAGUCGUCGGAUUGACAAUGCCCAGAUAUUGUCUGUUCGGAGAUGCGGUCAACACGGCCAGUCGGAUGGAGAGCAACGGAAAACGUACUUCGACCUAUUCCUCUUAAUCCACAAUUCCCCAAUAAUUUUCAGCCGGCCAAAUUCACGUUACCGCAGAAGCGAACAAAAUGCUGACGCUAGUGGUUGGCGGAUUCCGAACCGAAUCGCGCGGAGAAGUGAUAAUCAAGGGAAAAGGAGUGAUGGAGACAUUUUGGCUGCUUGGCGAAGAGGCCGGAAUCAGUGUGUCCGCACAGGCUCCGAAAAUGAAACCGGUACUAGGGAUGACUGUAGGGCGGUAAAAUUGUGUUGUUGCAGGAAGCAAGAGCGCCGUCCGAGCGAAGCAUUUCGCCUAUCAUUGAAAAGCAGUCUGAGAAAGAUGACAAAGAAUCGAUGAGGGGACUAUACACCGAGUUUAAGGGCCAGAAUAAUGUGAAUGUCUAA
Molecule: messenger RNA, 4032 nt
Organism: Caenorhabditis sp. 36 PRJEB53466
Lineage: Eukaryota; Metazoa; Nematoda; Chromadorea; Rhabditida; Rhabditidae
Source: the annotation of a GenBank genome assembly